CGACAACAGAACGACAACAGAACGACAACAGAACGACAACAGAACAACAACGUUAAUUAGCAGGUCAUUAUGGCGCCGGCUGGCGAUGGUAGCUCUGAAGAGCUCAGAGGUCUUGAGAGGGGCGUGGUCUCUGUAUGAACAGAAACAUCCGAGCGAUAAAUCUCAUUUUCCACAACUGCAGCUGGACGCGGCGGCUGGCCUGCUAUUGGUUGGACCAGACGGAGAGCCUGGGCGGCAGAUCAGGUUGGAGCUCCUGGCACGGGCGGUGGCGGAGAAGACUUUCGUCUAUGACCUGGAGCGUGUCUCUUUCAUGUUCCUUGAGGAUGAGUUGCUGGGAAUAUUGGAGCUAUGGUGUCGGAAGCACGAGGUGCCAUUGGAGGCGCGCUUUGGCGAACCGCAUCAGUGGAGAGAGAAGGAGAAACUGACCUGGGAGGAAGUUCACAAGCUUGGGGCUUGUGUUCACCGUAUAGGUUUGCACCUUUGGGAUGGUCUAGACGAGUCGGACUUGUCGCAUUUCCUGGAUACAGACGAUGCUCAGUGGCUCGCCGGCCUUAUGGGAGGAGCGCACUUCACACUGGUGGAUCUUUUCCGCUUCCUGGAUGAGCACUGCACCUAUCGACAGUGGCGUUGGGCCAGUCUACAACAUGUGGUGUUAACUUUAGGCACGAUUGCGAUAGAGACUUUUUGCGAGUCACUAGCAGUGCCGGUCAGGGCGCUCCAGGGCAAGAUGGACUCGGGAGACGAGCGAUAUCGACGAGGUUCGGACUAUUUUAGAGUGCCACGUCAGAGGCAGGAGCUGUGGAAUAGCUCUAAAGACAUGUUGUAGAGCAAUGCACACAACGAGCCAUUUGUGCUUAUUGCACUGAAUAGUCAGGUCAGA
This is a messenger RNA of Microdochium trichocladiopsis, 880 nucleotides long. RefSeq lists its product as uncharacterized. The transcript has a single exon. NCBI's taxonomy places the organism in Eukaryota, Fungi, Ascomycota, Sordariomycetes, Xylariales, Microdochiaceae. The coding region runs from base 86 to 826 and encodes 246 amino acids. The record is from RefSeq and is a predicted model, not a curated record.